AUGUCUCGCCAUCCGGUAAUGGCAAGCCUCGAUUACCGAGAGGAGCUGUCCGAUGCAGAACCGAACGAUGCCGUGCCCUUUGAUGAGGAUGAGGUCGACGAGAUAGAACAAGCUCUAUGGGACAAUUACUACGAUGCCGAAAAGUCGGUGGCUAUGCUUACGAGCAUUUACGAGAACGAGGUACACAAACUGGGCGAGGCAACGAUCGAGGUGUUGGCGCGCCUCGGCGAAGCCUCUGAAAAGGUCACACCGAAACAAAUCAAGGACUCUUUAUGGCAUUAUUACUUUGAUAUUGAGAAGACGGUUGCCUACAUAGACCGGACUUACAUAAAUCCUGUCGAGAAGCCGAAGCCAAAGGCCAAGGCUCCUGUCGAACUGCCGCGGGUCAGGGUCCCGGCGGAAUGGCACUUUUACGGUAUCCCUUGGGCGGGCGGUCUACGCGGCCCGGCCACCACUUUUAUCGAGCCGCCGCGCCCCGGUCCCCGAGGCGGAAGCCCCGAGCACCACACCUUCCACGUCCGCUACCCCCACCGCGCCCGCUACGAAAAAGAACCCAUCAAGCUCGACAUCAGGCUCCUUUCCAAGAGGCGGCGGCAAGAGUCGAACGCGGGCUCGGCCGACGCCGCGACCUCCCAGCAAGCAGCGCAGGGAGGUGGCAAGGUUACGGAAGAUCCACCAAGCACCGAAAUCGACUCUACAGGCUUGGAUGCGGCCUCUGCCCCCGAAAACCCCGUCUUCUGCCAGACAGCCCGACCCUCUUCCUUCGCCGCGACGCUCUUUGGACCCAGCGCAAACGCCCCGGCUCGCCAGGCCGAAUCGUACCCUUUCCCGUACACGAUUUCCAAGUCGUACUCCGCCGAGCCCUUCCUCAAGCCCAGCCCGGACGAUGUUGUGAUGGCGGCACAAGCCCAAGCCGGCAAGAAGGUGGCUGCGCCGACGCAGAAAAAGGGCCCCAAGGGGUCCUCUUCCGCCGCGCCGUCCAAUAGCAACGUCGAGGCCGUUGCCGAGCAGAUGGGUAAGCUCACGACGAAAUUCGAGGCGCGACCCAAGAGCAAGCAGUUGGACGUCGCGAAGGAGUACGAGGCGAUGAAGAAGGACAAGAAGUCGGCGAGCUUCGUCGUUGUUGGUCACGUCGAUGCGGGAAAGAGUACGUUGAUGGGGCGUCUUCUCUUGGAACUCAAGUUUGUAGACAAGGCUUUGGUCGACAAGUACAGGAGGCAGGCAGAAAAGAUUGGAAAACAAUCCUUUGCACUCGCUUGGGUCAUGGAUCAGAGGGAAGAAGAGCGAGAUCGCGGCGUGACGAUCGAUAUUGCAACCAACCAUUUCGAAACGGCCGCGUGCAGAUAUACCAUUCUAGACGCACCGGGACAUAAGGAUUUCAUCCCCAACAUGAUUGCCGGUGCUAGUCAGGCGGACUUUGCCAUCCUCGUAGUAGAUGCGAGCACUGGCGCAUUCGAAAAGGGACUCAAGGGGCAGACCCGAGAGCACGUGCUUCUCUUACGAGCGCUCGGUGUUCACAAGCUAAUCGUGGCCGUCAACAAGAUGGAUAUGGUGGGAUGGUCUAAGUAUCGGUAUGACGAGAUAUCGGACCAGAUCAUGGGGUUCCUGUCGGCCAAGGGCUUCUUGGCCAAGAACAUCACUUUCAUCCCCCUGUCCGGCUUCAACGGCGACAAUCUGACACGGCGGUCGGACGCGCCCGAGUCAACGUGGUACACGGACAUCACGCUCGUCGAGGCCUUGGAUGGUGCAGACCCCAUCACCCGGCCACUGCAGAAAGCCUUCCGCAUGGCCAUCUCGGAGAUCUGGAAGUCGCCGCUCGGCCACGUCACGGUUUCGGGCAAGAUUGAUACGGGAACAACACAGAUCGGCGACGCGCUCGUGGUGCAACCCAGCGGGGAGGAGGCCUACGUCAAGACCAUUAUGGCGGACGCGGACCUGCGCGACUGGGCCGUGGCCGGGGAGAGCGUCAGCAUCUUCCUCACGGGCAUCGACCCGGCGCACCUCCGCGUGGGCGACAUUAUGUGCGCGGCGUCCCAUCCUAUCGGAACGAGCGACACGUUUACGAUGAAGGCCAUGGCGUUUGAGCACAUUAUGCCCAUGCCCAUCGACCUCCACCGCGGGCGGCUGCACUCGGCCGGUCAGAUCUUCGAGAUGGAGGCCAUUCUAGACAAGGCUACGGGCGAGACGCUGAAGAGGCGGCCCAAGGUCAUCCAGCCGGGCGAGGUGGCUAGGAUUACGGUCAAGCUCGGGUCCAAGAUUCCGCUCGAGGCGGGCCAGAGAGUCGUGAUCCGAAGCAGCGGCGAGACGGUCGCGGCGGGCUUGGUGGAGUAG
Messenger RNA from Parascedosporium putredinis, 2331 nucleotides. Lineage: Eukaryota; Fungi; Ascomycota; Sordariomycetes; Microascales; Microascaceae. The record is from the annotation of a GenBank genome assembly.